AAUGUAUCCAAGAUUGAUAUAUUUAUAACCUGGAGUUAUCGAAAGGGCGUUUUCGACAUUUCAUUUUCAAGAGGUCGUCGUCCCCUCCAUUCGUGGCCACAAAUGCUCCAAUUCGUGUUAUUCACACAACUUCAUUUCCACACCACACCCACACGCUAUUACUACCGUCGGAAAAAAAUAUCUCGUCGGAAGCUGGUUAGUUAGUUAGUUAGUUCCGAUUGAUUAAUGGCCGCUGGCAACGUCCCCUGCCCUAACGUUAUCGGCUCCACCUCCAGAAGCAGCCGCACAUUGGCUCCGUCGCCUUUGGUUCGUAUUUCUUGUAAGAACAGCACCAACGACGGACUCUCCAUUCGAACCGAUAAAGGUCGUCGUCAACCUUCAUCUCAACUCUUGGUUGAGGAGGGCCCUUCUUGCUUAUUCAUCGGUCCCAUCGAAAACGCUAGCCAGGAAACCCUAGAAGCCCUCUAUCGACAAGCACGCGAUGCGUACUACAGUGGGAAACCUUUGAUAGUUGAUGAUAUGUUCGAUCGAGUAGAGUUAAAGCUACGGUGGUACGGAUCAAAAUACGUUGUCAAGUAUCCACGUUGUAGUUUACGACAACAAUCAACUUACGCUGAUGCUGAGGAAGACCCUGCUCAGGUUUUUGCAUUAGCAAGUGUAUGGUUAUUGUUUCUCGGAAUCGGAAGUUCAGCGUGCCUUGUGCCUGUCGUUUACACUGUUGGCCAAGCAUUUAAAGAGGCGUUAGAUUCUGGCUUUUCCACCACUAGUAGUCAAGCUCCUAUACUUGAGUUCAUUGCCAUAAUGAACGGCAUGCUCGUAAUGAUGCUGGGGUCCAUGAUUGGUUAUCCGGUUGCCUCCGCUUCGGUUGGAGCACUUCAAGGCCUAUGGAAAAGUGAUUUGGUGGCAUUAAAAGGGGUGUGCCCGAAUUGUGGGGAGGAGGUAUUUGCGUUUGUGAAGUCGAAUCAGUUUAAUUACUCCCCACAUAAAGCUGAAUGUCAUGUAUGUGAAUGCUUAUUAGAAUUCCGCACCAAAGUCGAGAGAUCGAUUGCGAGGCCCGGAAAGAGAUGGGUUUAUGGUCGGAUAUAUUUGAUCCGGAGAAGACGAAUGAACCGAGGGGAAAGAUGGACUUGAGAUGAGUUAUUUUUGCAUAGUAUGAUUCUUUGGUUCACUCUCUUAGAAAAAAAAGUUGUGGAUUUGAAGCAAGUAAUUAUACAACUAGCUACAGAUUUGUAAAAUAUGCAUUAAAGCCAAAAUUUAUAUAAAAAUUUGGUAUGAUUAAAAGUGGAUUACCUAUAUAUUAGAUGACUUAUUUUAUUUUGAUUA
Messenger RNA from Helianthus annuus (common sunflower), 1323 nucleotides. RefSeq lists its product as uncharacterized. Gene Ontology annotation, biological process: photosynthetic electron transport in photosystem I. Gene Ontology annotation, cellular component: chloroplast thylakoid membrane. NCBI's taxonomy places the organism in Eukaryota, Viridiplantae, Streptophyta, Magnoliopsida, Asterales, Asteraceae. The transcript is spliced from 7 exons. Gene Ontology annotation, molecular function: oxidoreductase activity, acting on iron-sulfur proteins as donors. Bases 226 to 1131 code for a protein of 301 amino acids. The record is from RefSeq and is a predicted model, not a curated record.